AAUCCUGGUAUGAUCGCUCCACGAGAUGCGAUGCGAAGAAGCAUGAGACUUCGGACAUGGUGCUGUAUGAUAAGUGGCAUGAUGCUUGGCAUAAACUCCUCUCCUGCCUAUUGUACUCUCUUGUAACUGUCCUUCAUAAGGUCGAUCCCCAAUACACGAACCCCAGGUGGCGGAACAGGGGUCUCUUCUUGGAGGUCGAUCUUGGCUUCGAGAAAAGCAGAACCCUUGUCACUCCAAGAGAGCGGAAAGAGGCUUGAUCGGUAAAGAAAAUCUGGCACAAGAUAACAAAGAUUGCUAGUACAAACGCCCCAAAGGUCAGAGCAGUUCCCAUGUAUGAGGAGGAGACGGCGGCGGGUCUGGCUGAGGAGGAGGGACACGCGGCCCUCCUGGAGGUGUUGGCGGAGGGUCUGGAUCUUGCGAUUCGAGAGACAUCGGGCAGUGAGCCACACGCAAAGUGUGGAAGUGAGGGCGAAGAUAGAGGUGAGGAUGAGCCCGAGGCAUCAGGGACAUGUGGGAGAAUUCAAAAGGCUGCACCUCUAGAGGCAUCAAGACAGGAAAUAAAGAAACAGAGGACACACUGGGUCCUAGUCCUCCAGAGACACUAG
Molecule: messenger RNA, 605 nt
Organism: Fusarium verticillioides 7600
Lineage: Eukaryota; Fungi; Ascomycota; Sordariomycetes; Hypocreales; Nectriaceae
Exons: 1
Coding region: 330-605 (91 amino acids)
Source: RefSeq, a predicted model, not a curated record